Messenger RNA from Pristis pectinata (smalltooth sawfish), 4338 nucleotides. RefSeq names its product neurite extension and migration factor-like. The transcript is spliced from 2 exons. Gene Ontology annotation, cellular component: nucleus. Bases 327 to 3779 code for a protein of 1150 amino acids. Gene Ontology annotation, biological process: negative regulation of cell adhesion mediated by integrin; negative regulation of cell-cell adhesion mediated by cadherin; negative regulation of cell-matrix adhesion. NCBI's taxonomy places the organism in Eukaryota, Metazoa, Chordata, Chondrichthyes, Rhinopristiformes, Pristidae. The record is from RefSeq and is a predicted model, not a curated record.
GCUUGGCCGUCUCCUGCCACCGGCCAGGCUGUGCUCGGUCUGGCGGACGGAGCGCGGCUCCAGCGCGAGCAGAUUUUGAAAAUAACGGCAGUUAGCGGGAGGGGGAGGCGAGCGCGAGCUGGAGAGGCGCGCGGUGAAGUUGAGAAACUUUAUUCCUCAAGGGAUGGAUAUUUACUAUACAUUGUAUGCAACUUGACUAUAAGGACAACUAAAGAAAAUGGAUCAUAUCCAGACUAAUACUACGCUAUCGCAAAAUCCUCAUUCCAGUUGGUGUAAUGAUUCUCUUCAUAGACCUUUACACGUAGCAGUAUUUUGCUGAAUUUACUAUGGAAUCUAAGGACAUUUCAUGCUUCAGCAGAAAACCCUGUGAAGUUCAACGGGUAGCUGAAGAUAUUUCUGAAGCAAACAAAAUAGGAUGUUGUGGAUUUGAAGCCCGGUGGCGAAUCUGCAAUAAUAAGAAACUGAACAAGGAAACCGCUAUGAUUCCUGAAGCACAUAUUUCAGUUUUUCAGACUGAAGACACUAUUUCUGAUCAAAUGUUGAACUUUUCUCGAAGUGGAAUAACGUGUGAAGACAAGUUUAAUGGUGCAAAAGUUGAUGAAUUGGAUACCACUACCAAUACUCACUGCUUGUUCACAGAAAAAUAUAAUGGAGAUGACGCAUUGCUGCCUAUUCCAAGCCAGAACUGGAGUUACUUUGAGUCCUUCAUAAAUGAAAAUAAAGAAGAAUUUUUAGAUCUUUGCACAAUAAAUGAUUUUUCAACUAACUUAAUAAGUGAGGAAGACAGUGACAGUUUUUUGUUUGAUGAUGAAUCAAUACUAAAUAGUGAUGUCUGUUCACUGAAAAUAAGAUAUGAAUCUUUUCAGGACAAUAUAAAAGAGAAAACUAAUGCUCAUCAAGAUGAUGCACAGCUUCAGUUUUUUCCCAGUACCUGUUGUAAUGGAACAAAAAAAGAGGGGAAAACUCCCACAAAAAAUUCUGCUGCUGAGGAAGAGAGAAGGGAACAUGACAAUCCAGAACAUCAUAGUUUGUGUCAAUUAGGAAGUAAAAAGUGUCUUCUGUCAGGUGUUUUUAUGGAUGACUGGAAAGAUGCUGAGAGUUCACUGGAUUCAGUCUGUUUAUCGUCUGUUCUAAGUGAAGAUCAAGGAAACUGGAAGUUUUUAAAGAAAAGUGCUGAUAGGUAUUCAAAUCAAACCAAUUAUACUUUGAGGGCUAAACGGCAGAUACGGUACAGUGAUGAUUAUUUAUAUGACAUUGAUUCCCUAGAGACCAUGAAAACAUUGGGGAAAAUGGAUCAUGUUACAGAUACUCCAAAAGAGGAUGAUGACGACUGGUGCCCUAGAAAAAGGAAGAAAACUGGCAAAAAAGAGCCACCUGUAAUUAUCAAAUACAUAAUUGUCAAUCGGUUUAAAGGGCACAAAAACAUGCAUGUAAAAAUUAGUAGAUUAGAUUGUACAGAACGACAGGUAUUAUUGACUGAUGAAGUAGUGAAAAAAUAUAAAAAACUUUCACCACUUAAGGAAUUUUGGUCUCCAGUUCCUAACUGUAAUGUAUAUCAUAACCAAGAAAAAAAUGAUGGGAAAUUAAAAAUCUGUUCAGAUGCUGGUAUGUCUUAUAUGUUCUUUGCUUCUAAAAAUAAAAAACAACAAACACUUGCAAAUGGGACCGCAUCAGUUAAAAUAGGGCAUACUUUGAAUCGCCAAAAAGAUAGUGUCAUUGAAACGGUUGACUCAAACACAAAAGUACCGAAGAAGGUACAAAAGUACGAUAAGUCUGUUUAUGAAUUUACAGAUGAAAUAGAAUUAAAGCGUAUCACUAUUCGGACUGUGAGUAAGGGUGGAUGGUUAAGAGACAUGCAGCAAGAGGAUUCAUUCCAAAAGUUAAAGAAACAAAACAUACUUCCAAAGAAGAGAACAAAUGCUCAGGAUGGUAAAGGUACCAGUGGCAGAGAUAACUUAGAAAAUCCAGAUGAAAACCCUCAAGUCCUAAAUGCAGAUGUGCACAAAAUCCAAGGUCAAUGGAAUUCUGCUUCUGGUUCAUUAGGUAAUUUCAACACCACCAGUUUGCAUUCUUCCAUAGCUGGUAAUAAAAUAGAAACUUCUGGGGAGUUACUUUCUCUAGAUCCACCUAGCAGUCCAGACUGCCCAGUAGCAUCUGUUUACAAUAUACACUCUGCUCCAGAAAUCCCUGGAGGAUAUUUCCGAUCUCUGCUGGAUGGCGAUGAUUCCUCAGUUAAUGAAAAUUUCCAAAUUCCCCCACAGGAUUCCAGUACUGGUCAGCAGUUCAAAGAAGAUGUAACUGAAAAUCCAUUUUCUUCUCCACGGCAAAGACAAAUUAACACCUCCACAAGAUGCCGUGGUGGUGAAUCAAAUGUCGUUCCGUUGGAAGUUGAACCAAACAUCCAGGAAGCUUGCAAUGCAGAGACUACUCAAAGUGUACGUCGACACAGAGUAAUGAACAAAGAGUUAUUUUCUUCAUGUGAAGUUGACUCAGAAAAUGAAAAAAUGAAGAAUCAAUUAAAUGUUAACAAUAGUGCAAAUCAAUAUGGCUUCAAGAUGUACAGUUGUCAAAAUGAAAUAAAUGCCAACUUCACACAGAAAGUAAGUGAAGAAACAAAACAUCUCUUUACUUCAAAAGAUACCCUCUGCAUUUUAGAUAUUUCAAACUUUACAGCUGGGAAAGCAAAGCCAACACUUAGCUCUGAAUUUUCAAAAGAGCGUACACCAGAAAUUCCCUCCAAGGUGGUAAAAUCUGAUGUGAAUUCCUUGCAGCAGUGCAGCCAAAAUCAUUUUCCCAAGAAGGCUCCAUUAUUAAAUGAAUGUUCAGAGCAAUUUCAGAUUCACAGUGAACUAUAUUAUACAACUAUCCAGACUCUCUGCACUAAAAGUGAGCCCACAUCUGUUUCAUUCUCACCAUGUGCACAAUCUUCCAAUCAGUUACAAACAUUUGAUCAUGUGGGUUCAAAUAAUUAUAAAUGUUCCAAAGUUAAUAAGGCAAUAAAUAGCUUUAAAAAAAGACAUGCAAAAUCAAAUACAAAGCAAUGGGACAGAAGAGCUAUUCAAAAGUAUAAAAAUUACAACAAUGAGAUCAAAGCCAUUAAAAUAGAGAAUAUUGAAAAGGACAGUACAUCAUCAGAAAACUAUAAAGUUGAAGAAUACUCUUCAGACAUAUUAUAUGCAAACCCAAAAAAACAACCUGAUAAGGCCUGUAAGCCCACAAAAGGGUUUACUAAUAAAGAUUUAGAAAUGUGUACAAAACUUAUGAAGAAAGGUUUGAUGAGUACAAAAAACAAGCUCUCUAUAAAGGAAGAAAAACUGAAUACGAAAGCUAAGUACUGGAUUGCACCGGCAGAGUCGUAUGAGAAUGUGCCUAGUAACAUUCCUAGAGGAAGCAGAUUAUUAAAUAGUGAUCAGAGAGAAUUUGAGGAACCUGGUAAUAUCCUUUCCAACAUAGUCUCUGGAAUGGCAGCAGUUAAGCAAUUUAUGAUGGCUUCAGUUCAACCAAUCUUAAAUCAGGGAGAAGUUGUUCUUCCUGCUGUUAAUCAGUUUAUGGAAGUGCAAAAUGGUUCCAAAUGGAAACCCAAACCAAUCCAGACGUUGCACAUUGGCACAAAAGACUUGAAAAAUAAACCAUUGCAUGUUUCUGAAUGUACCCCGGACAAUGUAGGUUUUGAUGGUUACCCUGUAGGUCACGUUGCAAAUUGCUGUGUUCAAAGUGUCUUUGCUUCUAGCACACAAAUAGCUGACUGUAGCUGUACAAGCAAUGCACUUUGUGAAUGAAGAGGAUAUUAUAUCAUUUGAACUAUUUUUUAUCUCCUACUCAAAACACUGGUAUGUCUUAAUAUACUUGGAGCCCUUACUCAGUAGAAGCCUCUGUUAAGUACAUUUCAGCAUACAAAGUAUUUUGAGACUUUGCCUACCAAAAUGUAUCAUGUCUUAUAUAGAUGUGGUAUGAGAACUGCAGAAUUUUUCAUGGUGCCGUUUAUGAAAAGUCUAUUUUUUUUUAUUACAUUUAAGAAAAUAACACCUCAAAUCUAAGACUAUCUUUGAAGGCAUACACAAAUGUGAUUUGCUUCCAACUUCUCCAAUCCAAAAUUUUGUGAACAGUAGCUUAAGUCUAGGAUACAUUUCAAUGUAUUUAGAAUUUGAUUUUUAUACUUUGACUGAAUUUCUUCAGAUCUGCAGAUUUUUUGAGAAAACUCACCUUAAUAGCCAAGCAUUACUGUUUAGCUUUACUGUAAAUUAAAUUAAUUACCCUGAUUUAAAUGUUUUUUUAUAUAAAAUUAUCCUUUUGUCCAAUCUGCAUCUCUCUGACUUUCAAGAAUCAAGAAGUCAAAUA